Fonsecaea nubica is the source of this 1794-nucleotide messenger RNA. RefSeq lists its product as hypothetical. The transcript has a single exon. Gene Ontology annotation, molecular function: FAD binding. NCBI's taxonomy places the organism in Eukaryota, Fungi, Ascomycota, Eurotiomycetes, Chaetothyriales, Herpotrichiellaceae. The record is from RefSeq and is a predicted model, not a curated record. The coding region runs from base 1 to 1794 and encodes 597 amino acids.
AUGGCUAAGGAUCUGGAUUUCCCCGUCAUCAUCGUGGGAGGUGGAGGAUGUGGUUUGUCCAUGUCGUCGUUCCUCUCUGACUAUGGAAUCGAGCACAUCCUGUUUGACCGCAAGGUCGUGGCUUCGGCUCUGCCAAAGGCACAUUAUCUCAACCAGAGAACCAUGGAGACGUUCAGGUUGCAUGACAUGCACAAAGAAAUCCGGAAGAGAAGCUGUCCUCCCCACCUGAUGAGCCAGGUCGCAUGGGCUACCUCUCUUGGGGGCAAGGGACCUCUCGACAGAAAAGUGAUUCACCAGUUUCCGUGCUUUGGUGGCGAUGACGGCGAUCUCAAAGCCCAAGCAUACAAAAGAGACAGUGCCGAAGGGUCGGCCAAUCUUCCACUCUGCAGGAUGGAGCCAAUCUUGCGGCAAUUGGCCGAGGAAAGGAAUCCUGGACGUAUCCGUUUCGGCCACACCGUCGUCGACUUUCACGACAACGGUGAUCACGUUGAAGUCACGGUCCAAGACGCCACCGGGAACCUCUCCACUUAUCGAACGCGAUAUCUCAUCGGCGCAGACGGUGGACGUUUCAUCGGGCAAAAGAUCGGUAUCACUAUGCAAGGCCCGACCGGAAUCACGGACAUGGUCUCUGUUCACUUCGGGGCAGACCUUUCCCAGUACUGGGACGAAACAUUCUUUGCCUGCCAUUUCAUCAACGGCGAAUGUGGAACCAUCUUUGAGAGUGGUGCGAUAGUCCCCAUGGGCCCGAACUGGGGCCGGCAAUCGGAAGAGUGGGUGAUGCAUUUCGGCUUUGCACUGGACGACGAAGCGAGACACCAGGAGGAAAAGCUGGUCCCUCGAAUCCGCGACCUUCUCAAGAUUCCCGAUCUCGACAUCAAAGUCCACAGAAUCAGUCAUUGGAUCAUCGAGAGCGUGGUCGCCGACAAGUAUCGCGAAGGCCGCGUUUUCGUUGCUGGCGAUGCCGCUCAUCGACGCCCUCCAACCACGGGACUAGGCCUGAAUACAGCGAUAGAAGACGCACUCAAUCUGUCUUGGAAGUUGGCCAUGGUCCUCAGGCAUAAUGUGGACACCAAGAUCCUCGACACUUAUGAGCCGGAACGACGACCAGUCGGCCGAAGGAAUGCUGAUUGGGGCUUGUUCACGUUUGAAAACUCGGCGGUGAUUAACGCGGCAAUUGGCCUGGUGGCUGGACAGAAGGAGAAAAACUUGUCCAGAUUCCAGGCCAUGUUCGAGGACUCCUUGACCGGACGGAGCAUCCAAGCACAGGUGAAGAAAAUGAUUGAAUCUCAAAGCAUCGAAUUUGGAGCGCACGGGAUCGAGCUUGGGUUCACGUACGAGCAUGGCCUCAAGAUCGCCGACGGCACCACAGCUCCAGAGGUAGAUCCCCUCGGCCAGAGAUAUUUCCCGACGACUCGACCAGGGCACCGCCUCCCUCAUGCAUGGUUGGUUUUGGACGACCGUGUCAUCUCCACGCAGGAUCUGGUCGGGCCCAAAGGAUCGUUUCUGCUUCUGGCCGAUGACAAUGGGCUCGUAUGGACGGCAGCUGCCAAGCGAUUGGUGCUUCGGUACAAGAUUCCAAUCCAGACGGCCCGGAUUGGCGAGUCUCUAAGGGAUAUAACAGACCAGUGGCAGCGGGUGAAGCAGCUCGACGAUGGGGGCGCGAUUCUGGUCCGACCGGAUAAUUUUGUUGCCUGGCGAUCGCGAGGACCGUCCAAGGCUAAUGGUCAAGAGCUGGAGGACGCGUUUGUUGCGCUACUAGGUCUACCGCAGUUCGUUGUUGGGGAGUCGAUAUAG